Gracilinanus agilis (Agile Gracile Mouse Opossum) is the source of this 1500-nucleotide messenger RNA. RefSeq names its product F-box and leucine rich repeat protein 16 (gene FBXL16). Bases 7 to 1500 code for a protein of 497 amino acids. The transcript has 5 exons. The record is from RefSeq and is a predicted model, not a curated record. Gene Ontology annotation, biological process: SCF-dependent proteasomal ubiquitin-dependent protein catabolic process. Lineage: Eukaryota; Metazoa; Chordata; Mammalia; Didelphimorphia; Didelphidae. Gene Ontology annotation, cellular component: SCF ubiquitin ligase complex. Gene Ontology annotation, molecular function: protein binding.
UGGAAGAUGUCGAACCAGAGCGACGGCAACACCAAGCCCCCAUGCUUACCCCGGAAUGGCCUGGUAAAGCUCGCCAGCCAGCCCAACGGCCUCAGCUCUGCCAGCAUCACCAAAGGGACCCCAGCUGUGAAGAACCGACUCUGCCAGCUGCCCCCUGUGCCUGCCCUCACCAGCCCAGCCUUCCCAGUGCCCACUGAACGGCCCCCACCCAGCCUGGCGUCCCCCCUCUCCUUAGCUGCCUUGGCAGGGGGGCCAUGCCCCUCCUCUGAGCCCCUCGCCGCUGGACUGUCCCCUGGUGAGAGCCCCAGCCAGGCUCCCACCUCCCCCACAGAGAGGCAGCCCCUAGCCGUGGAUGAGAAGAUCCUCAAUGGUCUCUUCUGCUACUUCUCCGCCUGUGAGAAGUGCGUGCUGGCCCAGGUGUGCAAAGCCUGGCGGAGGGUGCUUUACCAGCCCAAGUUCUGGGUGGGCCUCACCCCGGUCCUGCAUGCCAAGGAGCUGUACAAUGUGCUGCCCAGCGGGGAGAAGGAAUUUGUGAACUUGCAGGGUUUUGCCACACGUGGCUUCGACGGCUUCUGCCUCGUCGGUGUCUCGGACCUAGACAUUUGUGAAUUCAUUGACAACUACUCUCUGUCAAAGAAGGGCGUCAAGUCCAUGAGCCUCAAGCGGUCUACCAUCACGGAUGCCGGCCUGGAGGUCAUGCUAGAGCAGAUGCAAGGGGUAGUUCGUCUGGAGCUGUCCGGCUGCAACGACUUCACGGAGGCGGGCCUGUGGUCCAGCCUCAACGCCCGCAUCACCUCGUUGAGCGUCAGCGACUGCAUUAACGUGGCCGAUGACGCCAUCGCCGCCAUUUCUCAGCUGCUGCCCAACCUGGCCGAGCUGAGCCUGCAGGCGUACCACGUCACGGACACGGCCCUGGCCUACUUCACGGCCAAGCAGGGCUACACCACCCACACCCUGCGGCUGCACUCCUGCUGGGAGAUCACCAACCACGGCGUGGUCAACAUGGUGCACAGCCUGCCCAACCUGACUUCCCUCAGCCUCUCUGGCUGCUCCAAAGUCACGGAUGACGGGGUGGAGCUUGUGGCCGAGAACCUCCGCAAGCUGCGCAGCCUCGACCUGUCCUGGUGCCCCCGGAUCACCGACAUGGCCCUGGAGUACAUCGCUUGUGACCUGCAUAAGCUGGAGGAGCUGGUGCUUGACAGGUGUGUUCGAAUCACAGACACUGGACUCAGCUACCUGUCCACCAUGUCUUCGCUUCGAAGUCUCUACCUACGAUGGUGCUGUCAGGUGCAGGAUUUUGGGCUGAAACACCUCCUGGCCAUGAGGAGUUUGCGCCUCCUCUCUCUCGCAGGCUGUCCCCUGCUGACCACCACGGGGCUCUCUGGCCUGGUGCAGUUGCAGGAACUGGAAGAGCUGGAACUGACCAACUGCCCUGGAGCCACCCCCGAGCUCUUCAAGUAUUUCUCCCAGCACCUACCCCGAUGCCUGGUCAUAGAGUAG